This is a messenger RNA of Prorocentrum cordatum, 2019 nucleotides long. NCBI's taxonomy places the organism in Eukaryota, Dinophyceae, Prorocentrales, Prorocentraceae. The record is from the annotation of a GenBank genome assembly.
CCCGCCCCUCUCCAUAGCUGUCUUCGCUCUCGCCGCCCCACAGCGACAGAGGCGGUGGUCCAGCUCGUUCCAAUGGCCGUGAGCUUGGCCAGCAGGACGCAGCGCAUCAGGGACUGGGCCAGCAGCAUGUCCAGCAGCACGGAAUUCACUCUUCAUCCGUGGUCUGCCGUUGGAUCUCACCAUGCUGGGCUUGAGGCGCUUCAUCAGCGAGAUGGGAUUUGGCGAGGCCUACGACUACCUGUACCUGCCUCGCUGUCUGAGGACGCACCAGAGCAAAGGGUAUGCAUUUAUCAACCUUUUCAGCCGAGAGGUCGCCCAGAGGUUCAUCGCGAGGAUGCUCACAGUGCGGAAGGAAGCCUGGGGUACGCUGAGGUUUUCACCCGCCGAGACGCAAGGGCUGGCGAACAACGUCGUCAUGUGGCACCGAGGGCACUCGCGCCACGUGCGGGAUCCUGAAGUGCUGCCCUUCGUCCGGCCGCUGCACCGCCUGGGCCUGACCGUCAGGCCGCUGCACGACCUGGGCCUGACCGGCUCUGACCAGCUGCUGCAGCUGAACGUGCCCGCACAUGACGAGACGCGCUCGACGUCCAUCGUGGGCGCUGAGGCGGCCCACAGAUACGUCAGGCCGCAGCAUGCUCCGCACGCCCGCAGCGCCGAGGAGGACCCCCCCGCUGAGGCGGACGACUGGCGUGCCGGCGUGCUGGCCGCUGCAGCCGGCCACUGCGGCCAGGGCCAGGGCCUCGCACUGGCGGAAGGGCUGGCUGGUUCCCUUCGUUCAUCAGGGCAGCCAGAGGCCGCAGCCGCUGAUCACGGCCGCGGUCGCCAGCUGCAACCGCUGGCCGCGCCCGCCGCCCACGCCAAGGGUCUCCAGUCACAGCAGCCAGCCACCGUGGCCCCCUCCUGGGCUCGCACGGUCGGUCACAGCAACAGCGGCGGGUCCCAGCCCGCGCCGGGCAAUUGGGGCGGCGCCUCUGGGCCGGCGUCGGCCCCGGACAGCUCCGUCUCGCGCAGUGGCGAUCCCAGCGGGCAGUGGCAUGAGCAUCUCCAUAGGCCCCAGCUUGGCCGGUGCACCCCGCAAGCGCUCAUGAGGACGCCAGUAUCCAUUACCUCACUCAACUCUCCGUCUUUCGUAGCUGCUGGCGGUGGUCCGCCGUGUGCCACUUUGCAGGUCAUCUCGUUGUGACCAUCGUCGAAGGUCAAGCUGCUAUGAUUCACAGCGUGCUUCCAGCAAGCUAGUUCAAUAUCUUUUUCAAGGUGGCCAAAUGGCAACCUCUCUCUGGCUUGGAAGCUCAACUCCGCCUUCCUCGCUUGAGGACUUCAAGGCGCAGCGAAUCGUCGCAUCUUUUGUAUCCGACGCUCUCAGCCACUCGCGCCUACGGCGAAGCUAGGGGAAGAACAGGCCCCACCUUUGCCUCCGCCGUUGUGUGGUUUAUAUCAAUGGCCGCUUGGGCCAAGUGGAUCCCGCACACAACGCCCGCUUCCUCUGCCCCUCUGCUUCUCCCUCCGGUCUCACACUUCCUUGGCGCCGCGCUCCGUGAGUUCACCGCGGGAAAAUCAGGCUAGCCCCGCGCCGUCGUGGGGGAGGGGACUUGAGCAGAACAGGCCAAGCUCUGCCUGUUUCUCCGCGAGCCGCGAUCGAUCCACACCUGUGCUGCUGCACUUCUCUCUGGGCGCCGGGGGGCGCAGGGCACGGACAACAAAAAAGUGGCCCCAGACGCCAGGCUUUCUCCAUGCCGCCGCUCGGGCCUGCCAAGCGCUCCGCGGCAGCACUACGCAGGCACUGCUCGAGGUCGUCGAGGAGCGACCUCGGCGCCGGUGCGGAGGUGUGCGGAGGGCGGCUGGCAGAAAACCGAACGAGCGGUCGUUCUGGCCUCUAGUGGGGUCGGAGUGUGACCAGGGGCAUCCCCGCUCCUGCACACGCUCCGCCCGGAGAGCCGCGCGGCGCCGCGCGGAAGACCGCAGGGGCGGCCACCCCGCGCACAGCGCUGGCAUCGGCGCCGCGCUCCUGGGGACGCGGCG